This is a messenger RNA of Haemorhous mexicanus (house finch), 939 nucleotides long. It is a transcript of the gene SPACA6, whose product is annotated as sperm acrosome associated 6. Lineage: Eukaryota; Metazoa; Chordata; Aves; Passeriformes; Fringillidae. Gene Ontology annotation, biological process: fusion of sperm to egg plasma membrane involved in single fertilization. The transcript is spliced from 10 exons. The record is from RefSeq and is a predicted model, not a curated record. Bases 1 to 939 code for a protein of 312 amino acids.
AUGUCCUGCCUCCCUGAGGUUAACCCCUGCCUGCUGUGCUUUGGGCCCCCUAUUCAGCGGGCACGGCUUUGCCGUGACAUUACUGGGGCCUUUGUUGAUGAGCUUAGACAUAAAAAAUGCAUGCAGGCCCUUGUUGAGGCUGCUAAACCGCUUGCCUCCGUCAGUGUAGCAUCAGGACAGCGUGAGGAACUUCGGGAGAUCGUCAUGGAUGCAAUGAAUUCUCUAGAGGAGCGAUGGGGCAAGAAGUCCCUGAACAAGUCUCUGCAGGAAGCUGUCAGCACGAUCUGGAGGAAGCUGAGCCAGCUGGGUAAAGUUCCAGCCUGUGUCCCUCCCUGUGGAUUCCAGCCAGCUGCCCGUGUCUUCCAGUGUGCUACCUGCCGCUUGGUGGACUGUCAGUUUGCCCUGGACUGCCCAGUGCAGGACCUGUGGACCUACACAGAUGAAACCAUCGUGCUGCGCUGCAAUGUGCCUUUCCACAUCCCCCGCAACCUGUCCGUCACCUGGAUGUUUGCCCCAAAUCUGCGCACACAGGACAUGGCACUGUUCAAGGAGCUGAAGGGGAAUCCAGAGAAGCCCUUCAGUCUGACCAUUGAGGAACCUGCUCCAGGAACCGUUGCCUGUCGCCUGGGGGAACAUUCCAAGCCCAUUAUCCGCAAGUUCUUCUACCUAAACGUGUCAGAGGGAAGCAUGGAGGAAGAAAAAGGACUCCAGACUGUGUUCACCAGUGUGCUGCACUGGAAUGACGAGACAUAUACCCCCAUACCAGCCCUGGGGCUGGCUUCCCUUGGGAUUCCCUGCAAGUACAAGGGGACCCAGGUGUCCAAGGGGCCAGCUGGCAGUGCCUCUAUGUCCGUCAGACGUGCCGCAGGCGUGGACAUCAUGGACAUCAGGGUACCCAAGAGGAUUCCAGACUCCUGGAUUCAGUUUAGGGCACUGUAG